Molecule: messenger RNA, 1271 nt
Organism: Phoenix dactylifera (date palm)
Lineage: Eukaryota; Viridiplantae; Streptophyta; Magnoliopsida; Arecales; Arecaceae
Source: RefSeq, a predicted model, not a curated record
GAAAGGGUUUGAAAGAAAGGGCUAUGGAGGUGCACAAUAGUAUGAGCCAUGGCCUAGUCGCGCUAUUGCUGGUGAUGAUUUGCUUAUCUUGCAUCAUGGCUAGAGUGUGGGCUACAAUCGAGCAGUUCGAGGUGCAGCAACACCUGAUUCGAUUGGAUAAACCUAUCAAAAGCAUCAAGAGCCCGGAUGGGGAUAUCAUAGACUGUGUCCAUAUCUCUCAUCAGCCAGCCUUCGAUCAUCCUUCGCUCAAAAACCAUACUAUCCAGAUGAGACCAAGUUUCCACCCAUUAGGCUUAUAUGAUGAGAAGAGGGUGGCAUCAAAGAUGGAAACUAGCUCCAUACCUCAACUUUGGCAUCAAAAUGGGAGGUGCCCAGAGGACACCAUCCCUAUUAGGAGGACUAAGAAGGGCGAUGUGCCGAGGGCUAGCUUUAUCGAAAGAUUUGGAAAGAACAUGCGUAGGACAAUCCUAAAUGCAACUUCUAUAGAAUCCAACAGGAAUAAUAAUAGGCAUGAGCAUGCAAUUGUUUAUGUAAGGGGAGGUAAGUACUAUGGAGCAAAGGCAACCAUAAAUGUGUGGAACCCGAAGCUGGAACACGAAGAUGAGUUCAGUCUGUCUCAACUUUGGAUUCUUGGGGGUCCUACAGAGGUUCUCAAUACCAUCGAAGCUGGCUGGCAUGUUGAUCCAUUUCUGUAUGGAGAUCAUAGAACAAGACUAUUUACUUUCUGGACGGGUGACGGUUAUAAAUCAGUAGGCUGCUACAACCUACAAUGCUCUGGGUUCGUUCAAGUCAACAAGGAGGUAGCAUUGGGAGCCACCAUUUACCCCAUUUCUAGCUAUGGUGGACGCCAAUAUGAAAUCACUUUGUCUCUCUGGAAGGAUCCAAAAACGGGGAAUUGGUGGCUGCAGUAUGGGAAUCAAUCUCCAGUGGGGGGAAUUCAGGAAGUGGUUCGACAAGCCUGGAGACGCUAUGGCCAUUACUCUCCAUGGGUUCGAGUAGCCUUGAUUCCACACUGAAAUCGGACAUCCUGCCCCAAUAUUGUCUCUAGUUUUAUAUAGGGAUAAGGGUAACAAUAUUUCACGUCGUAAUUAGUAGUAAAAUAUGCUAUAGUGCAACAGCUACCUACGUCAAAUAGCUCGUCAAAGCGAGUGUGAACGGUGGGCAUUCAGCAGUCCAUGUCUUCCUUCCCCCACAAAAAAUCCACAGUGAAGAAAAGAAACAAGCAGUGGAGACCGGCACCUCUCGAGCUAUUCCACUCCAAGCUGGUACUC